Molecule: messenger RNA, 2163 nt
Organism: Adineta steineri
Lineage: Eukaryota; Metazoa; Rotifera; Eurotatoria; Adinetida; Adinetidae
Source: the annotation of a GenBank genome assembly
AUGGAUUCUCAAGCUAAUGGACAGAAGGCUCCCUUUCGAAAUUAUCCAGUCAGCACUUUAGGCGAUUAUGUUCGACAACAUAACUCAUCUUGGCGUGCAAAUCAUUAUUCAAACAAACAACCUAAUCUUGAAUGGUAUCAAUAUUUAAGACGACAAGCAGAUUUAGAAAAUCCACCUGGUAUUCCUUAUGGUAAAAGACGAAAACCAAAGCCAAAACCAAAACCACAAAACAGAACACAAGGAACAAUGCUUUAUGAUGAUGGUGAUUUAGGUAUAAGUAAAGUAGAUUUUACUUCACCACCUGUUACUCUUACAUGGCUUGAUUUACAAGCAAAAGCACCACCGAAAGAUAAAGGUCUUAGACGAACAAUAAAAAAAGCACUUUGUCCAUGGAAAGAAGUCGGUGAAUCAAAAUUAUUACUUAAAGGAGUUAGUGGUAUUGCUAAACCAGGACAAUUGGUUGCUAUAAUGGGUGCUAGUGGUGCUGGUAAAACUACAUUAUUAAAUAUUUUGACACAACGUCGACCCGGUACAUUGAAAGUAACCGGUGACGUAAGAGUUAAUGGAACAAAAAUGGAUAGAAAUAUCAAUCGAGUAUCAGGCUAUGUUCAACAAGAAGAAUUAUUUAUAGCAUCAAUGACAACACGCGAGCAUCUACAUUUUAAUGCUAUGUUAAGAUUAAAUCGUGAUGUAACAAAAGAGGAACGUAUUAAACGUGUCGACGAACUACUUGACUUUCUCAAUUUAAAAAAAGCAGAAAAAACAAUAAUUGGUGAACCUGGACGUAUUAAAGGUUUAUCUGGUGGAGAAAAACGACGUUUAUUAUUCGCGUCUGAAGUUAUGACUGAUCCACCUUUAUUAUUUGCUGAUGAACCAACAUCAGGUCUUGAUGGAAGUAUGGCAUUUACCAUAUGCGAUGCAAUGCGUAAAUUAUGUAAUCAAGGUAAAACAAUUGUAUGCACAAUUCAUCAACCAUCAAGUGAAAUUUUUCAAUUAUUCGAUACGCUUUAUUUAUUGGCUGAAGGACGUGUAGCUUAUUUUGGAUCUCGAAAGAAAGUUGAAGGAUUUUUUAGCGGAUUAGGUUAUGUAGCACCAGACAAUUAUAAUUUAUCGGAUUUUUUUAUACAAACAUUGGCUAUACUACCAUUUGAUAGAGAAGCAUCAUUAGAACGUGUUGAACAUAUUUGUGAUGAAUAUGAAAAGUCUCCACUUUAUGCUCAACAUAUUGGUGAAGCUCGACAAUAUCAUGAAAUUGAUGAUGAUCAAUCAAAUUCAACAGGUGGAAUAUUUCAUAGUUCAUCAAAAUAUAAAUCUAGUUUUUUCCGUCAAUUUCGUUGGUUAUUAUGGCGUUCAGGAAUUGAUAUGUUUCGUAAUCCAUUUCAACUUCGUUUACGCAUAAUGAUAUCAAUAAUUCUUGGUGUUCUUCUUGGUCUUCUCUUCUUACGUUUACAAUAUAAUCAACUCGCAUUUCAAAAUAUAUCAGCUAUUAUAUUUAUGCUUAUUAUUAAUAUAUCAUUUUCAACUGUUCAAGGUACUGCAGAUGGUCUAAGUCGACAAUUAAAUUUAUUUUUUAAAGAACAUGAUGAUGGAAUUUAUCAUACAAUACCUUAUUUUGUAGCAAGAUUUGCUUUAGAAUUACCAGUACUAGGAUUAUCAACAUUUAUAUUAGGAACUAUCGUUUAUUGGAUGACAAAUCUAUAUAAUAGCGCACGACAUUACUUUAUCCUACAAGGAAUUCUUAUUUUAUGUACUAUAGUUGCAAUGUCUGUCGGUACAUUAGUAGGAGUAUCUGCUCCAAGUCCUGACGUUGCAGUUGCAUUAGUUGUUCCAAUUGUUCUUCCUCUUCUUGUCUUUGCUGGCUUUUUUAUAAGUGCAAAAACAAUACCUAAUUGGCUUAUUUGGAUAAAAUAUCUAUCAUGGCUUUAUUAUGCAAAUGAAAUGGCUUUAAUUAAUCAAUGGGAAGAUGUAAACUCACUCGAAUGUAACGCAAGUGGCAAUUCAACAUGUUUUGGUAAUGGUACUGAUAUUAUUAAUUAUUAUGGUUUUAGUAAAAGUCAUUAUAGUCGUAAUUUGGGUUUACUUUUUGCUAUAUUUGGUACAUGUACAUUAUUAAGUCUUUUGAUUUUGAUCUUACGAGCAAAAUUUCAACGAAAAACUGGAUAA